GGCAGCACUGAUAGAUGGCAUUGAUAGGUGGCACUGACUGGCACUGAUGGGUGACACUGAAAGGCAGCUCAGAUGGGCACUGAUAUGUGGCAUUGAUGUGCACUGGUAGGCACUGGUAUGUGGCAUUGAUGUGGCACUGAUGGGCACUGGCACAUGGCACUGGCACUGAGAGCUGGCACUGAUGGACACUGACAGGUGGCACUGCUGGGGCUACACUGAUCAUCAGGGCACACUGAUCAUCACUGUCAGCGUGACAGCUCGAGAGGAGAGAAAUGCCGAUAACCAGCAUCUCCCUGUUUACAUGCGAUCAGCUGUGAUUGGA
Molecule: messenger RNA, 322 nt
Organism: Staurois parvus
Lineage: Eukaryota; Metazoa; Chordata; Amphibia; Anura; Ranidae
Source: the annotation of a GenBank genome assembly